Molecule: messenger RNA, 702 nt
Organism: Racocetra fulgida
Lineage: Eukaryota; Fungi; Glomeromycota; Glomeromycetes; Diversisporales; Gigasporaceae
Source: the annotation of a GenBank genome assembly
UCAUUUCACAAAACGUUAUCUCGAAAUAAAACUGUUGAUCAAAGAUAUAAAGAGGAUACUACCUCUUUAAUAGGCUACAAAAAUAAUAACUUUGCAUCUUCUCAUGUUUCUUUGUCAGAUAAUGAAAGUGACAUUGACAUUUACGGAGAUGAUAUCUCUUCACCACUUCCCGGAAAUGGUAUCUCUUUGUCAGUUUAUAGAAAUGAUAGUUCUUCAACAGUUCGCGGAAAUGAUAUCUCUUCAUCAGUUCAUGAAAACAAUAUCUCUUCACCAGCUUAUGUCUCUUCACCAGCUCACAGAAAUAUCUCUUCAUCAGUUCACGAAAAUGAUAUUUCUUUGCCAGUUUACGAAAACAAUAUUUCUUUGCCAAAUUACAGAAAUGGUAACAUUAUUACCUUAAAUUUGGCAACUAAUAUUAGAAAUGGGAUGAUGACAAGAAUAGAUGAAGUGUCUAAUGCAACUUCAACAUCUACUCUAUCACGUGAACCUGUAUUAAAACUUCUAGAAAUUGAUCAAUUAGAUGAAUUUGUUUCUAACGAAGUAUGGAACCUGUUACUGCAAAUGCAUCUAAGGGCAACUGAUCAAGCAAAGUUAAACAAAAAUGCUGAAACUUUAAAAGCGCUUGGUGUUUUUGUAUGCCAGAUUAUUAAAGCCAUUCUAAUUGCUCAAGACAAUCAUAAGAAUACACAAAAUAUCAUCUGA